Molecule: messenger RNA, 1417 nt
Organism: Grammomys surdaster
Lineage: Eukaryota; Metazoa; Chordata; Mammalia; Rodentia; Muridae
Gene: Tmed1
Product: transmembrane p24 trafficking protein 1
Exons: 4
Coding region: 69-752 (227 amino acids)
Biological process (GO): intracellular protein transport; Golgi organization; endoplasmic reticulum to Golgi vesicle-mediated transport
Cellular component (GO): endoplasmic reticulum; COPII-coated ER to Golgi transport vesicle; Golgi apparatus
Source: RefSeq, a predicted model, not a curated record
GAGGUGGGCAGGACCAAUUCUUAAAGGAUCCACGCCCCGUCAGUAGAGGGUGACUCCAUGUAGACCGGAUGAUGGCGGCCGGCGUGGCCGUAGCACUGGCCCUGUGGCUACUCCUGCCAGCAGUAGGAGUGGGAGAGGCGGGGCCGCCGCCCAUCCAGGACGGCGAGUUCACAUUUCUGCUUCCCGCCGGGAGGAAGCAGUGUUUUUAUCAGUCCGCACCGGCCAAUGCUAGUCUUGAGACCGAGUACCAGGUGAUCGGAGGUGCUGGGCUGGACGUGGACUUCACCUUGGAGAGCCCUCAGGGUGUGCUGUUGGUCAGUGAGUCUCGAAAGGCUGAUGGGGUGCACACGGUGGAGCCAACUGAGGCUGGAGACUACAGGCUGUGCUUUGACAACUCCUUCAGCACCAUCUCAGAGAAGCUCGUGUUCUUUGAGCUCAUCUUUGACAGCUUCCAAGAUGAGGAGGAGGUAGAAGGAUGGGCUGAGGCUGUGGAGCCUGAAGAGAUGCUUGAUGUCAAAAUGGAAGACAUCAGGGAAUCCAUAGAGACCAUGAGGACCCGGCUGGAACGGAGCAUCCAGAUGCUCACUCUGCUCCGAGCCUUUGAGGCUCGUGAUCGUAAUCUUCAAGAAGACAAUCUUGAACGGGUCAACUUCUGGUCAGCUGCCAAUAUGGCUGUGCUGCUGCUGGUGGCCGUCCUGCAGGUCUGCACACUGAAGCGCUUCUUCCAUGACAAGCGCCCUGUACCCACGUAGCCCCUGCCACGGAGGAUGAAGGAAACAGUGGAGGGCAGCGGGUGUGUGACUUGCUGGACACCUCCCAGCCUCAGAUGAGACAGUGCAUAGUUGGGUCCUUAGCAGUGGCCCUGUGUGUCUCCCUUUCUCAGUGACCAGGGAGUGCCAUUGGCUCACAGACCCCUGGAAGCGGGAGGGAUCACCAACAGUGCCUGUUUCUUGGAAGGUGCAAGUGUUGGGCGCUGCAGUGUGGGGACAUACUGCCCCUGGAUGCCCUGGUUUUCUCCUGAAAUUGUGCCUUAGCUUCAGUCUUCAGCCAUUAGGAUGGGGUCAGGCUGUGGAGCCAUCCCUGUCCUCCAACUAGACACCCCAACCCCAGUGUCUCUGCUUUGCUCCUGGGGGUAAGCCUACUUUAUUAGGGUCUGGGAAGGAGACACAUCUGCAGAGUUCUUACCAGGACAGUCACUUUUAUUGGAAAGGAAGGAGCCCUGGCCCCUUGGCCCAGAGGGAAGCCAGCUAGUUGUUUGGUAAGAGAACUCUAGGAGAGGACCCCUUCCUUUUCUGGGUGCAGAGGACCUCAAAUAAGGCUGAGGUGCAGCUCUGCCAAAGCUGGCCUAUGAGCCUUAAGGAACAAAGGGCAUUUGUCCUGGGCACUGGAGUCAAUAAAUUAUGGUCAGAAAAGUUAA